Lactuca sativa (garden lettuce) is the source of this 2879-nucleotide messenger RNA. Lineage: Eukaryota; Viridiplantae; Streptophyta; Magnoliopsida; Asterales; Asteraceae. The record is from RefSeq and is a predicted model, not a curated record.
AUGAGUCGACGACUGAAUAAUACAUGUCCGCUUCUUCUUCUCCACCGUUUAAUUCUCCAAUCAGAUGCUCACCGCCUCAAAACUGCUUCAUUCUCAUCAACCUAUAUAUCACUGCCUACUGCUUACCUUCUACACAAAAAAGCAGACAAUGUUGCGAUCUCUGACGCUCCCCUUUCUUGCUCCUCAACCGCUCAUCGCUUUCAAUCAAAUUGGAACCACGACGAUAUUCACUCUAAGUCAGAUUCCUAUUCGGACUUGGGGGUAUUGAUUCUAUUCUUCAGCCGAUGAAAGCGGACACGACAAGUAGAGGCGGCGGAGAGAAUCGACCGAUGAGGGCGCUGGUGGCGAUUCACUAUGACACCUUCGAAAGUACAGGGGAGUUUCUUUUUCAGACUUUGACUUUUUUAAUGUUUCUUAUUUUGCUUUUAGAAAAAAUGUUGAUUAUGUGUUAACAACUUUCUUCAAUUGAUUUGCUUCUUUUCUUUGUUGUUUGGUAUUUGUAUGCUUUCCAAUGUUCUGUUUUUGCCUGUUGUCGUUGUUUUCAGAAAUUCGUCGCUUUCAUGUCGUCUUUCUUCAAAUCGCACUCAACGUAUUUGUUAUUGUGUUAUGUUGUUACUCCGUUGACAUCUAUAUUCUCUAAUAGAUUUCUUUCACAAAAGCUACCAACCCUUGCACCCAUCGAGUUGACAAUCUGUUGAUUUUAUUUAUUUCCUUUGUAGGUCAUCAGAGGGUAUGUAAUGGAAAACGAUUUCCCUGGGAUAUGAGAUUUUUUUAGGAACUUGGAACUCCAUUUCCAUCGAUUUCAUUUAAAAUUGAAGGAACUACUACUGCACGGUAUGUGUUUGUUGAAAUGUCAAUGUUGAUGAAGAGUUUGUUUUUUGAUUUGGGAUCGGUGAUGAUGGAGAUAUGUAAGAUUUAGGCCAUCUUCUGGAAAAAAUAACUAUGGUAUGCUCCACAAGAGUCUAUUUCUGCCUCUCAUUUUCCAGUCCUAAAUGAUUUUUCUAUUUUAAUAUUUAUUUUCUCGUUUUAGUUUUCUAUGUAUACAGUUUACUUAUGAAAGAUGUUAAGUCUGGACUGUAGAUGUAGGUGAAGUUGUUGAAGGCGGAAAGGAGUUCGAGGGAGAUAGGGAAGAAAUUGGCAUUUGUGGAUGCCAUGGCAACAUCUGGUUUUUGGUCUCUACUUUAUGGAAUCAUACAUUGGAAUACUUUAUCAUGCAGUUCUACAUCGAAACUUCAUGACACUUCAGCAAGUUAUAACCCAACGUUUAAUCAUAUCAGAGGUUAUUCGAUCAUUAUGGACGAGUCGCAAUCGAAUCCCAUCAAUAUUUCCAACAGCAUUGGAUCAACCACGAAGAUUCCCAUCCUAUACACCCAUGAUUAUGAAGUCUGGGCGCAUCACUUUGAAGACUAUGUUAUAGGAUCUGAGGAUAAUGGAUACCUCAUCUGGGAAGCAAUUAUCAAUGGACCGUUUUCUCACUCUGCAACGUCAAGGAUUAUUAAAACUCAAAAGGAGUAUAAUGAUCUACUGAAGGAUGUUAAAGAUAUUGCGCAAGAUGAAAAGGAUAAAUUCCAGUGCAAUAUCAAGGCGUUAAGAUUGAUCAGAUUCGCCCUUCAGUCCGACACUUUCAGGUUGGUAAGUUCAUGCACAACAGCAAAGGAAGUUUGGGAUAGACUUCGUGAACUGUACUCUACAGACGAGGAUCUUGAACACUCUAUUCAAACCUUGCUCUUAUCUGAGUUUGGAGAAAUCAGGCAAGGAGCCGAAGAAACUGUGACUCAAACGUUCGAUCGCUUCAAUCAUCUUCUCAGCAAGAUGAUCAAACAUGACAUCGAAAGGAAGCUUAUCGAGCAGAAGGUUACGUUCUUAAAUGGUCUAAGAUCAGAGUGGAGAGCAGUGGUAUCUAUAGUUAAAGCCCAUGAGCAGUUUAAAUCAUAUUCUUUGGCGAAACUGGUGGGUAUUCUCAAGUCUCAGGAGAAAAUUGUGCUGCAGGAAAAGAAUGUUGUCUCAAGCCUAGGUUCGCUGGCCCUCCUGUCAAAAAGUAAAGCUGUGAUGGAGGACGAAGACCUCAACUUGGAGAAGUAUGACCUCACGGCUGAGGAUUAUGCUAUGAUGGUAUCUAACCCCAAAAGGUUCAUUAAGAAGAGAUUCCCCAGCAACAAAAACCGAAACUGGCAGGGGAGUUAUAGUUCAGAAAAGGUUAAAGAUGAACCGAAGGUUGAUGAGUCUAAGAAGGAACCGAAGGCAGAGGGUGAUUCUGGAGUAAGCUGUUACUACUGUGGAGGGAAAAACCACUAUGCUAAGGAUUGUGUCCUCAAAAAGAUGGCUGAAAAGGACGAGGAAGCUUUGCUGCAGAAAAAGCUUGAUGAGAUGAGAAAGAAGAAAUCUACCGCUAACCCUUCUAUGAAUGCUCUAAUUGUGCAGGGUUCGGUUGCUGAUGACGAGUUCGGUGGCGUGGAAGUUUGGUCAACCGACUCUGAAGACGAUGAAGUGAGGAAGCCUUCUCAUGGAAAGGCUUGUGUGGCAAAAGAGGAGAGCAGUGGAGGAAGGUGCUUGAUGGUGUCUGAAGUAUCUCAGAUGAGGGGAUACAACACUGAUGGUGGAAGCAAUGAACCGAAGGAGCAGCAGGAUAUGUGCUUUACAGCCAAACCGCUCAGCGUGCAGUUCAACGAACUCGAUGAACUGAUCAAGAAGGGUGUCUUCGAAGAGUGAGGAACGGCGCAUGUGGAUCGAGCUGAAGGAGUCAGAAUUAGUUAAAACAAAAGAUGAAAACAUUUAUUUACAAAGGGACAAUUUAAAGCUGUUGAAACAGCGAAAUGUUUUUUGUUUAAUUGCCAAACGUCUUUACACUAAUAUUACUCAGCUCCACUUGGAUUGUGAAA